Chondrus crispus (carragheen) is the source of this 171-nucleotide messenger RNA. RefSeq lists its product as hypothetical. The record is from RefSeq and is a predicted model, not a curated record. Bases 1 to 171 code for a protein of 56 amino acids. The transcript has a single exon. NCBI's taxonomy places the organism in Eukaryota, Rhodophyta, Florideophyceae, Gigartinales, Gigartinaceae.
AUGAGUGUGCCAGACAAAGCACUGGAUGAGUUUGCGCUGCGGCAGUUCACGGACGGCGACUACGCCGGGGACGCGUGUGGCGAUGGGGCCCGCGGCAGUCAUGGUGCACGUGAGAGUACUUCGGCGAGCGCAAGCGCAUCCAGGACGAGUUCUGCGACGCCCCCGUGCUAG